AUGGACUCUCGCAGACGAAUGAGCUGGAAGGCGGUCCUGCUGGAAGAGCCCGAUAGGUCUGACGGCGAUCUGGAAGAUUACCUUCGAAAGUCAGGAUCUCAUCGAACCGACGAACUUAAAGAUGUUGGUCUCAACAUCAAGAGGUUCGGGAGGCGAAGAAGACCUCUCAUGCGAGCAGUCAUGUCGUGUUAUGCCGUGGUGGCAUGCGAACCAUCCUUCACUACGGCCUGCGUUAUGGACUGUCCGUUCUCGCAAACAGGCCUGCUAGAAGACAUCGCUAUCGUUUUGGACGAUCUCGACAAUCACCUUCGGGAUAGGAAGGAGAAUGUCGACGAACCCAAGGAUGUCGGUCUUAACAAUCGAGAGGAUGGUCAGAAGUGGCGCGAGCUGCCUACGAAGCUCCUUUUCUACUGCCUGGGUCUCGGACUCUCGCAGACGGGUCUGCUGGAACGACGACGCUAUCGAUCCGGAGGAUCUUGGCUAUCGCCUUUGGAAGAGCGGGAAUGUCAUCGCGGACUCAACAUCAAGAGAAUCGCCAAACUCGUGCAGGCCGCGCGUCUGCCUCCAUGUGCUCGCCUCGGCGAUGUUCGCUAUCGAUCUGGACAGUCUCGACAUCACCUUUGGAAAAGCAAAAUGUCCUCGAACGAUGAAAAUGUCGGUCUCAACAUCAAGAGGAUCGCCAAACUGGCGCCGUUGGCGAGACGUGUUCGCUUCGAGAAGACAGACCCACUGGAACACACCACUAGAAAGCUCAAAAAUGUCGGUCUCAACUUCACUUUCCAAGAACGGAAUGUCACCGAGCUCAGAGAUGUCGGUAUCAACAUCAAGUGGAUCGCCAAGAUGGUGCAGCUGCGUCUAUGUGUUCAACGCGAGAAGACGGGCCUGCUGGAAGACACUGCCGCCGAUCUGGAAAAUCACGAAAUUACGUUCGGCAGGCAAGAUGGUCAUCGUACUCAAAGAUCUCGAUCUCAGCGUUACCUCCAUCUUCUGAACCAGAACGUCAACGAACUCAAAGAUUUUGGCCUCAGCAUCAUGUUGGGAAAGCAGAAUGUCAUCGAGCUCAAAGAUAUCGGUCUCAACAUCACCUUCGUCCCAAGCAGAGGAAGUGCAUUGAACGGAGCGGAAAGAUUCAAGGCGAAGGCGAAUGAUUGGCCGAGCAAGCAUGUUCUGGGUCACGAGGAGUCGGUCAGGGAGAAGGCGAAGGCGAAGGACUACCCGACCAAGCCAGCAAGCUUCAGGAUGAACAAUGACAGCGAAGUUAAAGCAUCAAGGCGGAUCCGCGAUGUAGUCGAGAUCGCCAACCGACAGGAGCAGAAGGAGAAGCCGCACCAGCGGAGGACCAGGAUUUUUGGUGCUGCAUGCCAAACGACAUCACCACGAAAACAAGCCAGAGCCGGACUUGGUUUCUCCAUUUCGGCGGGUGGAGGAGCCCAAGAUGAUCGCUUCGUGUUGAAGAAUGGCGGAGUGGAAGCUUUUAGGGAACUCGAAGGGAGUGCCGUGCUUGCCGCGAGAUGCUACAAGAGCCGUUGA
Molecule: messenger RNA, 1530 nt
Organism: Zymoseptoria tritici IPO323
Lineage: Eukaryota; Fungi; Ascomycota; Dothideomycetes; Mycosphaerellales; Mycosphaerellaceae
Exons: 6
Coding region: 1-1530 (509 amino acids)
Source: RefSeq, a predicted model, not a curated record